Molecule: messenger RNA, 3220 nt
Organism: Trichomycterus rosablanca
Lineage: Eukaryota; Metazoa; Chordata; Actinopteri; Siluriformes; Trichomycteridae
Gene: polk
Product: polymerase (DNA directed) kappa
Exons: 15
Coding region: 125-2794 (889 amino acids)
Biological process (GO): error-prone translesion synthesis
Cellular component (GO): nucleus
Molecular function (GO): DNA-directed DNA polymerase activity; damaged DNA binding
Source: RefSeq, a predicted model, not a curated record
GCGGCAGCCUCGAGCACGUUUGCUAACUUGCUACUAUACGUGAGGAAAUUUGAAAAUGGCGCCGCAGAAAACACAGCUGAGGAAAUGUUUUUAGCUCGAGGUGAACAGUUGAAGCAGGGUGAAAAUGGAGCCCAGCAGCAGCGAAGGCGGCGGAGAGGAAUCGAUCCUCUCCAGAAUGGCUCUUAAUGAUAAUAAAGCUGGCAUGCAGGGUCUCGACAAAGACAAAAUCAACAGGAUCAUCCUUGAAGUGUCCAAGGGGUCUAAAUUCUAUGAGAAUGAGCUUAAAAAGGAACGUCAGGUGAACCAGCGCAUAGAGAACAUGCUGCGACAUAAAGCUAAGAUCACUGAACAGCAAAAACAAAAAGCACAAAUAGAGGUGGCUAAGCUGAGCUUUAAGCUUGAAGGUAGACGUGAACUGGGUCGGGUUAUUGUGCAUGUAGACAUGGAUGCUUUCUAUGCUGCAGUGGAGAUGAGAGACUGUCCAGAUCUGAAGGAAAAACCCAUGGCUGUGGGAUCCAUGAGCAUGUUGUCCACUUCCAACUACCAAGCCAGGAGGUACGGUGUCCGUGCUGCCAUGCCUGGCUUCAUUGCCAAGAAGCUCUGCCUGAAUUUGGUCAUUGUUCCACUCAACUUUGACAAAUACAGAGCAGUGAGUGAACAGGUGCGAGAGAUAUUUGCAGACUACGAUCCUCACUUUCUGCCCAUGAGUUUAGAUGAAGCUUAUCUUGACAUUACUGAACAUCUAGAGCAGAGGCAACACUGGCCAGAGUCAAUGAGAACGUAUUACUUCUGUGAACCAAGGACUGGAGAAGAGGUGGAUAAACCAAAGGAUGAUGCUGGAGUAAACACUGAUAACCUGUCCCCGCUCCUGUUUGAUGAUAGCCCCAGUGCUUCUCAUGCUGUCCCUGGGGCUAAGGUAGAGGUGUUCGGUACGAGUUCUGAAGAGGCUGUAAGGGAAAUGCGCUUCCGGAUAGAACAGAAAACAUCACUGACCGCAAGUGCUGGUAUUGCACCAAACAUGAUGCUUGCUAAAGUAUGUAGUGACAAGAACAAGCCCAAUGGUCAGUACAGAAUCAUUCCUGAGAGACAAGCUGUGAUGGCCUUCAUACAGAAUCUCCCCGUUCGGAAGGUGUCUGGAAUUGGGAAAGUGACCGAGAAGAUGCUAGCUGCUCUGGACAUUAUUACUUGUUCACAUCUCGGACAGCGGAUGGCGACACUCUCGUUGCUUUUCUCUGAAACAUCCUGGCAUCAUUUUCUCCAGAUUUCACUUGGGCUGGGCUCCACGCGCAUAGAGAGAGAUUCUGAGAGAAAAAGCAUGAGCACAGAAAGGACAUUUACAGAGAUGAGCGAUGCAGAUGAGCAGUAUUCACUGUGCAAAGAACUUUGUCAUGACUUGGCUAAGGACCUACAGAAAGAAGGAAUGAAGGGUAAGACUGUUACUUUGAAAAUAAAGAACGUCAGCUUUGAGGUGAAGACCAGAGCGUUUACACUGCAGUGUGCUGUGUGCACUGAAGAGGAGAUCUUUGCUGUUGCUAAGGAUCUUCUGAAGGCUGAGAUUGAUAAUGUCGGCCCUGAACCACUGAGGCUCAGACUAAUGGGUGUUCGAGUCUCGGGUUUCAUCAGCGUUGAGGACAAACAGCCCCAGCAGAAAAGUAUCAUGGGUUUUUUAAAGACGGCAUCAGAUUCAACAAAGUCAUCCAAAGCUGAAGUGAAAUCUGAAACGGCCAGUGUGUUGGGCUCUAGUGUCGAUUCAAACAAGCAACCGUGUGCUUUAGUCGCAAAGGGAAUGUCCAAACCUCUUAAUUGGGGGGCUUACUCAGGGGGCUCGACUGAACUUCAGCAACAGACCUUUUUUCAAAAAGCUUAUGCGAAAAGAUUGCAAGAGCAGUCUGAUCAAGAACAAACCCCUGUGGUUAGAAAUGAACAUCACGAAGACUCAACUGUAACUGCUAAAUCUGGCUUAAUUGCUACAACAAGCAAAGCGACAGUCAAAACGGAGAAUGCACAAUCAACACAAACAUAUGAAACCAGAACAAAGACUGAUACAGACUCACCCAAAACAAACAACGUUUUAUAUACAACCCAGUGCUUAAACCAACAGUUGGUAGCCCAAACACAGUCUUCUAAUAUGCUGCAGUGCUUUACAUGCCCUGUAUGCUUCAAUCAAAUCAAAACUACAGACCUCACAUCAUUUAACCAACAUAUAGAUGAGUGCCUUAGUUCCGGAGUGGACAGCAAGAUGGGGUUGACAGGGUUGGACAAGCAAGAUGAAGUGGAAAACCUUCUGCCUGAAUAUGACCACGCUCUUCCAGGAUCAAGCUCAAUGGAAACUGUCAAUAAAGAUCUUUACACCCAAACUUCAAAAUCAGUGGAAACACAUUCUUGUGAAAACGCUAAUUUUGUUUUUAAAGCCGUGAAUGAUUCAGGAUCUACAGCCUUGCAACAAACAGCUGGUUCUGUUGAACUUAUCGGUUCACCGCGCUCAACUUUGACAUGUCCAGUGUGCAAUCAAGUUCAGGAUACUCACAACCUCACUGAGUUUAACCGUCAUGUGGACAUGUGUCUCAACCAAGAAGUGUUGAUGGAACUCAGAGAAGCUGUUCCACAAAGGAGUCAGUCAGAGGCAAAUUUGCCUGGGAAGCUCAAAGAUCCUGUAAGAAGCUCUAAUGAAAGAGGAAAGAGCAAAAGACGAGCCUCAUCACCACUUCCUGCGCCCAAGAAAACCAAAGCAGCCAGCAGCACAAAGCACACUAUUGAUUCAUUCUUCAAAGGAAACUGCAACCAGAAGUUCUAAUGUACUCCUUUUUCAAAGUUGUUCAUGGUAAUGCAUCAGAGUAAACAAAUCUAGAUCAAGUCACAUACAUGACAGUUAAAAUGAGGAAUAUUAUUAGUGAAGGAAUUCUGAUUCAGGGUAAGAAUAGAAGUGGUUCUGUGAUGUGAUAUUAGAAAAUAUGAAGCCAUAUGUUGUGUGUAUUUAAUUAAUGCAAAGAAUAUUUUUUACUCUAUUUAUUUAAUAUAUUUCUAAUAAUAAAUGAAGCACAUUUAACCAUAUAUAAUAGCAUACGAUUCUGAAAUUGCUAACUUAUUAGGUUCAGUAUUUUAUUUGGCCACUUGUUAGCCAAGCUAAUGUGUCAUUAGCUUCAUGUACUGGACUAGGAUCCAAAAGAGUGAUAUUAUCUAAAGUACUGAAUAAACGAAGACUGUCUGUCAGAUCAAAAGA